AUGACAAUUUCCACACCAGCAGGACGCAUCACACACAAUGUCCUGUCCAUCCCAACAAACCGGGUCAAGAAAUCUGUCAUUCGUCUCAAUGGAGCAGCAAAACUAUACCUGAAGUACAAGGGUACUGGAAAGGACUGGAAUUCUGAGAUGAGUGUGCACUGGUCUGCAAACAUCUUGUUCACCUCUAGUGCCCUUGGCUUGCAAGUUCAGCUCCAUCCUGCUCACAUUGUACCAGAUAUCCGUUCUACACAUGUCAUGCAUGGCACUCCUGGACACAAGACCCAAAAACUAGCUCUUGAGCAACUCAAACAGAAGUUCCCUGACUCUGUCGAUUUUGCAAUUCUCCUGCACAAUUUGAAACAAGACCUUGAAGGCAUGUGGGCUGGUGUUCAGGUUCAUACACACGAAUUCUGUAUCACACAUCCAGUUUUCAACCAACAUGGUGACCUUCUGCUUGAACUUAUGGUCUGUGGCUCCAACUUCAAUAACAAAAUGGAUGUAAGAGCUUGUGGAUAUUCUACCCUAAACAACAAGCACAGUGUCAUGAGCCUAAAUGGUAGUGUGACACCUGUCAACAUGAAUGGAAACAGUAAUGCAACCAAACCGUUCCCAACGUCCUGA
Molecule: messenger RNA, 621 nt
Organism: Fomitiporia mediterranea MF3/22
Lineage: Eukaryota; Fungi; Basidiomycota; Agaricomycetes; Hymenochaetales; Hymenochaetaceae
Exons: 4
Coding region: 1-621 (206 amino acids)
Source: RefSeq, a predicted model, not a curated record